AUGGACAACGGCGUAGCGUCGCCUGAGCUUCCGGAGUGGCUGCCGGACGGCUGGAUCAUGAAGACUGUAAGUCGCAAGGACGGAAUUGUUGAUCUGGUAAUCACUAACUUCUCAUCUGAGGGAGGUAUCCGCGGUCUGUCUCCGUGUUCUUAUUCUCUAUGCUUAGGUGUCCUUAACUCUGAGGAUGAGGGAGCUGUGGCCCUACCCACAGGAAUCUCUAGGCAUUUUAUUUUUGGCGCUUUCGCCGUUGGUUUCCAGUUGGGGAAAUACGAAGAAAUUUAAAGGGGAAAUGGAGAGAAGCACCGUCUUUGUUCCAAUGCUUACCCAGCGGCAGUCGAUGCUAUCGCUCUGUCCUGUCCAUCUUGAAUCCUAGUUGAGUCAUACGCUAAACUUGUGUCAUAGUGUUGAAAACGCAUCUGUCUACUUCCAACGAAUUCCAAGUGCCAGGGAACACCAUUCCCUGAUUUUUUUAUUUAGAGUUGUACUCCGUGUGGUUCCACCUAACGUCUGAGAUCACUUGACUUGUACAGAAUCAUUAUUUCAAUUCCGCUGAUAAUUCUUGCCUUACACAAGCGAACUCGAAAUAUCUGUAUGUGGAGAAUAGUUGACAAGUGAGAGUUAUGCACUUGGAAGCUUCUUUUCCUAGAGUAGAAACAGCAGACGAGGACGAGGAUUGAAGAACUUAUACUUAGUUAGGAAUAACCUAUGAUCUGAUUACAGUCUCAUUUCCUAUUAUACACUUCAGCCCAGUUUGCUCUGUUUCCACACCUAGGGUUUCGGAUUAUGCACUUGAGUAUUAAGUUUGUACACGUGUACAUAACCUGAACCAGUUGUGUUGCAAGAUUAAUUGAUAAAUUGGCAGCCAAGUUCCACUUGCAUCACCAUUUGCAAUUUUUUUUUGUAUAGAACAUCAAAUAUUUGGUCAAAUUUAUCAGUGGAUUCUAUGAAUGUCUGAUAUUUUAUUUUUCUUCUUGAAUCUUGGGAGUAAUCAUGCUAAAUAUCAGCACUUUCUUUUCAGUCUUAUGUCUCACCAGUGUCCAGACGCACCUUCAGAUCUAGAGAUGAGGUUUUGCACUAUCUUAACUUUGAAAGUUCUGACGCCAUUGAGGCUGUAAAGACCAUCUGUGAGGAAGCUAAACGCAGUGUAAGUCUUUCGUUUCUUGAUACUCUCUUUAUUUUAUGUUUUUUAAAAUGAAGUUCGUGACAUUAAUUUAUUAUUUAUUUAUCAAUUUAGGACGUAGUGGGGAAUCAGAUCUCACCAAUAUGGCUGCCUUCUGGAUGGAUUUUAGAAAUCAAAACCCGCAAGAGUGGUACAAAAGCUGGAAAGAAGUACAAGGUGUUGUGACUUUACAUGGUGGUCAACGCGAACCACAUUCAUUUUAUGUUUUUUUUCUAUUUGCAUGAAAUUUAUGGCUAAAUGUCCUUUUGGCUAUUGUUAGUGGUUGUGGAUGUGUAAACUCAAUCAAAAGACCUUGGUAAAUUUCUUAACAAUUUACACAAAUUUUAUAUGCCCAGCUUUAAUGUCACCUGUUAAACUUUUAGGCAAUUUUUAGUACAUAAGGCUGGUAGAUUUUUUCUUCUUGACCAUGCAGCAAUCUCUCUCAGUUAGAAAUUUUCCUUUGCUAGAAUGGAAAUGAAUCCUUCUUGAUUUUGUGUUCGUUUGGAUGUUGAGCUGCCUAAUGAAUCUAUGAACUACUUGUGUAUGGCUCACUUCUUGUUUGUCAUGGAUUUCAAUGACUGCAACAUUUUUGGCUGCCUUUUGAUUUUCAGAAUUACGUUUUUGAUCCAUCUUCUCAUCAAGUUCUCGAGCUUUUGAAUCAGCUUUUUCGGGACUUCUUUUCACUAUGCUUGAUUCAUACUGUUCUUAAAAGCAUUCAACAUAUGAUUAUCUCGCAUUUCUGAAACUUUCACGUUGUCCUACAUUUUUUCUGCGUGUUAAUUGUAGAGUUCUAGUUUUAUUUACGAAAUAGGAAUACAAUGAUGUUGAAGUAUCCCAUGAAUGUAUUCAUACUUACUCGAGUAUGUGCUAAUUGUGGAUCGAGUAUAUGUUCACAUCUUCCUCUGUUUGAAUUAGCGGGUGCUUUUUCAAUUUGACUUGACUUCUUGGAUGUAUCUUUUGAUAAUCGAACUGAGUACAAUGUUCAGCGGAUUGUUUUCUGAUGGAACUGCUAAAAUGAGUGGUGAAGCUCUAGCUAUCUAUGACCGAAUUCCAGGAUUGUGUGGUCUCGAUAAGGAUUCUUUGAUCCCGAAUACUCUGCAUUUUUUCUGGAUAUUUUUGUUGAUAACAUUUACCAUGACUUUAUUAAGAAUUGAUUCUGAUUUUAGACCCUUUCUUUUUCAUGCAGUGCUAUUUUGAUCCAUUCACUGGAUGUAGACACUAUUCCAAGGCAGAAGUAUUCCGCCACCUAAAUGGUGAAGAAAGCUGCAAGUUCACAACAAAAAAGAAGAAACCCCCUGGUGUCAAGCCUGAAGAGAAACACCUCUGCAAGUUUGCAUCAGAUCAGAAAAGCAUCUCUGUUGAUUUCAGAGAUGAUGUAUGCCAUUUUAGAUCUCUUGCAUCUCUUUUUGUUACAGAUUCUCUUAUACAUUCUUUAUCACGCAUCCACAGAGAGAUUGUAUUGCCAAUCAAUGUUAAGAUCUUCUGAUUUCUUCAUUCUCUACUUGAAGCUUCAGGCCAUAGUGGAGAACUAUCCAGACGGACUGCCUUCUAGCUGUAUCGAAGAAGUGAAGUAUAGAGGGAAUGCGUCAAAGCUUGGAAAAGAUCCGGUAUUCACUAAUUUCACCUUUUCUUGAUCACUUCUUUGUCCGUCAUGUUCAGGUUUGGCAUCUAUGAAUAGUUUGAUUGACCAUUUGUGCUGCCAAAAAUCUGUAGCAUUUCUUCAACUGACGAGAGCUAUGAUGCAAAUGCCACUCAACUCGCUACUGCUCAAUGGAGUUAUCUCUUGCUCCUGCCUCUUGUGGGUUUUAAAUGCACAGCUGAGUCAGCCUCAAAAAAGUUCAGCACUUCUGCCGUAUAACUUUUGACUUACGUCACCAUCUUUUUCUUCAUUGGGGGCACUUCCACCUUGGUGACCCUCUUUUUGCAUGAUGAUUUCUCUAUGUAACAUCACACUAGAAGGCAGCUAUCAGCCAACAUGCCGAUAAAUCCAAGAGAAAAAAAGUCUCAAUUAUAACUACUCCGUAGAAAGUGGGCCUCAUGUGUGUUCAUGAGUAAUAAUCCUGUCAUUUUGGUACACACCCUUUUUUAUCUUUUGGCGAUCAUCUGAGUCUAUCCCUGGGAAUCCAGUCUGAAUGAGUUUAGAAGUUUUUCCGCCCCAUACACUUUUUAACAAUCCAAGAGAAAAGAAGCUUAGAAUUCUGUUCACCUAUUUUAGCUGCAAUUUUGACUUAUGGGCAAGACUACUCCUUGGAUCCUGCACGAGCCAUGUCGUUUCUCCAGGGUCGCACUCUUGGUUCCCUUGGUCGUUAUCUCCUUACCCUUGCUCUCCUCCAGCCUCCUAUUUCAGCAAAGAAGUUGAAUGAAGGGAGCAGAGAGAGGCGGUGCCUAUUUUCAGGACAAGCGCAGAAGCCACGCGGAAGGACAGAAGAAGAGGAUGACGUGUUGAUUAUAGAGAGCUUACCCACCCCAACUCCUGCCGAGGCCGCACCUCGUAGUAAAGUCUUGAACCCUGCUCUUGCCAGGCGGAGUUCAUUUCUUUUUUUUUAAUAAAUUCGUGGCCAAUGGCCCAACUUCUGAUCUCAGAAGGUCGGGGAUCCAAAAAAAGCCACGAGGAUGAUCCAGGUGGAGAACUCGCUCAUCGCACCAGGUGUGGAGCCGAAUCAGAGCAGCUGGCUGUCGUGACACGGCGUACAUCAAAGCGGCUUGCUGGCCUGGAACCCAGCUUGUUCACCCUUCCUGCUGAGGCCACUCCUCGUAGUAAAGUUUUGAACCCUGCUCUAGCCAGGUAGACUUCAUUUCUUUUUUUUAAUAAAUUCGUGGUCAACGGCCCAACUUCUGAUCUCAGAAGGUCAGGGAUCAAAAAGAAGUCACGAGGAUAAUACAGAUGGAGAACUCGCUCAUCGCAGCACGUCUGGAGCUGAAUCAGAGCAGCUGGCUCUCGCCACACGGCGUGCAUCAAAGCGGCUUGCUGGCCUGGAACCCAGCUUACCCACCCGUCCUCCCGAGGCUGCACCUCGCAGUAAAGUCUUGAACCCUGCUCCUGCCAGGUGGACUUCUUUUUCUUGUUUUUAAUAAUAUCAUGGUAAAUGGGCCCAAGUUCUGAUCUCAGAAGGUCGGGAAUCAAAAAGAAGUCGCGAGGAUGAUCCAGAUGGAGAACUUGCUCAGUGCAGCAGCAGGUCUGGAGCCAAAUCAGGGGAGCUGGCUCUCAUGAUGCGGCGUGCAUCAAAACGGCUUGCCGGCCUGGAACCUGACCAUGUGCUCAGUACUGAGGAUAUUGAUAGGACCCUGAAGAGAGGUCGCCGUUCCGCUCAAUCUAGAAGCAGUAUCGUUCCGACUCCCUUCAUUGACAUCUGCGAUCUUGAGGCAGAUUCACCAGAGGUCAACCACGGCUCUCUGGGAAAACAGUUUGGUUCAGUAGAGAAGGCCGGUGCCGCUGACACUGUGGCAGAAUCCGCAGUGACACCACCAUUCAAUGAUUACAUGCUAGACCAGUGCAUCGAGUUUUCCAUAAAGAAGAGUCUCCUUCCAGCACAGGACGCGAAUGGUAGGGUGAAGAUGCUGUGCAAGAGGACAUCCACGAGGAACGUCCCCUCUUUUGGUGAAUAAGGACACCGCACAUCUCUUCCCCCAGAAAACCUUCUUCGUGGAGAACGAGUUGGUCCAGUUCUUAAGGGCCCAUCUCGAUGCCUACGGCUAGCUGUGAUCUCUGGUAA
Messenger RNA from Spirodela intermedia, 4872 nucleotides. Lineage: Eukaryota; Viridiplantae; Streptophyta; Magnoliopsida; Alismatales; Araceae. The record is from the annotation of a GenBank genome assembly.